Molecule: messenger RNA, 792 nt
Organism: Drepanopeziza brunnea f. sp. 'multigermtubi' MB_m1
Lineage: Eukaryota; Fungi; Ascomycota; Leotiomycetes; Helotiales; Drepanopezizaceae
Source: RefSeq, a predicted model, not a curated record
AUGCUCCUCAAGACCAUCGCCGCUUCCGUCCUCCUGGCCUCCGGCUGGGUUGACGCUCUGACUCCUACCCAGCUCUUCGCCAACAAAGGUACCAUCAACGACGACUGGGACGCCAUCUUCAUCGACAGCGGCUCUCAAGGAAGCGUCGCCCAAGUCGACAACGUCUUCUACGAAUCGCCGACCGCCCUCAAGAUGACGCAGACCUACACCGGCUACGGCGGGCGCUACCACGCCGAGGUCCACAAGCACAACGUCUACCGCAAAGGCGACACGGGCUUCUACGGCUUCGCCUUCCGCCUGUCGUCCGAGUGGCAGUUCGCGCCGGCGCAGAGCUACAACCUCGCGCAGUUCAUCGCCGACUUCAGCGACCUGCCGGCCUGCGCCGAGACGUACAUGCCGUCCAGCAUGCUCUGGCUCGUCGGCGACCAGCUCCAGUCCCGCGUCAAGACGGGCGACGUGUGCCCCGUCCGCCAGCAGCACACGGUGCCCUUCGCGGACCUGGCCACCGUCAGCCGGGGCGCGUGGCACAAGGUCGUGAUCCAGGCGCGCUGGGCGGACGAUGCCUCGGGCUACUACAAGAUCUGGUUCGAUGGCCGGAGCGUCCUGAACCAGACGGGCAUCGCGACCACCGUCUCCGAUCCGAGGUACUUCCAGUUCCGCGUCGGCUUGUAUGCUAAUGGCUGGUUUGAUGAUGACGGGGGCAUGAAGGGCUCACAGCCGUUUCGACAGGUGUGGUUCGAUGAGAUUGCCGCGGGCACUAAGUUUGCUGAUGCUGACCCCGGGCAGUGGUGA